Serpula lacrymans var. lacrymans S7.9 is the source of this 1187-nucleotide messenger RNA. RefSeq lists its product as uncharacterized. NCBI's taxonomy places the organism in Eukaryota, Fungi, Basidiomycota, Agaricomycetes, Boletales, Serpulaceae. The transcript is spliced from 3 exons. The record is from RefSeq and is a predicted model, not a curated record. Gene Ontology annotation, biological process: DNA repair; DNA alkylation repair. Gene Ontology annotation, molecular function: dioxygenase activity. Bases 107 to 1120 code for a protein of 337 amino acids. Gene Ontology annotation, cellular component: nucleus.
AACACCAAAAGUUACUGUAUACUAUGUAUAAGUACACCCCAUUUGGCCCGAGAAACGUGUCACUGGGAGUCAAAUUCCGGGGCACUUUUCUUGAAUUCGUCACUUCAUGUGGGUAUUUUGUGGUUCUACGUUUACCACUAUCCCAAUUGACACAGCUACAUGUGUUGAGCAUGCCAGGCCUCAUAAACCACCUCCUACUCUCGGUGCUGGCGAUAAAAUUGGAGAGGGAGAUUCUAGUCUGGUGUUGAGCAUACUGCCAGAUGAUUUGGCGGACGUCGCAUUCGAGAAUAUGCGCAAGGAAGUCAAGUGGAAUACGAUGUAUCACCGAGGUGGGGAGGUCCCCAGAUUAGUGGCAGUCGAAGGUGAAGUGGAUGCAGACGGAAGUUUCCCAAUAUACCGCCACCCUGCGGACGAGUCCCCUCCCCUCUCGCCUUUCUCGCCCACUGUAUCACGGAUUCGUGAACACGUGCAAAAGGUGCUCGAUCACCCCGUUAACCACGUUCUCAUCCAACACUAUCGCAGCGGGGCCGACUAUAUUUCGGAGCAUUCUGACAAGACGAUCGAUGUCGUGCGCGGUUCCAAAAUCGUGAAUGUCAGCCUGGGAGCUCAGCGUGUGAUGACUCUUCGUAUGAAGAAGGAUGGCGCAAAGCAACUUGAACCUCGCGAUGAGAAAGGGGCGCGUCCGAGCCAAAGGAUACCGCUACCACACAACUCGAUGUUCGUUCUCGGUCUGGAUACGAACGCCAAGUGGCUGCACGCUGUUAACCACGAUAAACGCCCGCUGCAGACCAAAUCGGACGAGGAACGGUUUAUGAAUGGAGAGCGGAUCAGUCUGACGUUUCGACAUAUUGGUACGUUCCUGGCCAGAGACGAGUCUGUGAUCUACGGACAAGGGGCGCGAGGAAAGACAAAAGGAGAUGCGAGACGUGUUGUCAACGGAACAGAGGAAGCAGCCAAGUUGAUUGCAGCGUUUGGUAAAGAGAACCAGGAGAGCGAGUUUGAUUGGGAGUCUGCAUAUGGCCAGGGGUCAGAUGUGGUGCACUUUACACCAAAGAAGGAAGAAAAUGGUUUAUAUUCCUCGGAAAUGGAUGGGCGUCUCGAUGGGACUUGUUCGCGCUAACGUUGUGUAUCAUUCUUAUUUCUGAUCUGAAGAAUGUUAUUAUUAUUGCAGCUGCUGUAGUCAAGCA